Molecule: messenger RNA, 2523 nt
Organism: Ruditapes philippinarum (Manila clam)
Lineage: Eukaryota; Metazoa; Mollusca; Bivalvia; Venerida; Veneridae
Product: neural cell adhesion molecule 2-like
Exons: 8
Coding region: 58-1560 (500 amino acids)
Molecular function (GO): protein binding
Source: RefSeq, a predicted model, not a curated record
UCGGUUACUCAUGGAAACCCAAAGGAAACGGUAUUUUUAUGGACAUCUGAGAGGGACAUGACUUGGUCAAGUCAAUAUUUAACAAUACGUAACAUUUCAAGGGAUGACGACAUGAAUUACAACUGCAGUGUUUACAACAUUAUGACACCAACUGGAAAAUCACCUGUUAAAGGAACAGAUAGUAAAAUGUGGCAUCUAUCUGUAGAAUACUCUGCGACAAUAAAGGAUUUUUACGUGAAUGGAUACAAAUCUGAGCGUAAUGUGACAGCAACUGAAUAUGACAACGUUACCUUUAUUUGCGACAUUGACAGUAAACCAAUUUCGAAUACGAGUCUACGAUUUACGACGGACAAAACUUUGGUUUGGACUCAUUCAAAUAUGCUGAGUUUUACCCUUAGCUCUGCCAAAUGUACAGAUUCUGGAACCUUUUUUUGUUUCGGCAAAAACAAACACAACAUCGGAGUCGGUUCAACAAAGCAACUGAAUUUAUUUAUAAGAUGUUCACCGAGAGCCAAUCCAACGGUUCCAUUCACUACAAACUUAACAUUAGCAAGUAAUGUAACUGCCGUCCUUCAUUUUCCUAUCCUUGCCUACCCUAAACCAGAAAGUGUUAUUUGGCAGAAAUAUUCAAUGUCUAAUUGGAUAAGUGUUACAUCAAACAGCAAUAUCAAUAUAUCAAAUAAUGAGUUAAAUAUAAGUCUAUCUAUAUACAAAAUGAUGGAGACAGACUUCGGGCGAUAUAGGCUUAUUAUUUCUAAUGAUGUUGGUUCAUACAAACAAGACUACUACAUCACCGCUGAAGUCAGACCGAAUCCUCCGACGGGCUUUCGUGUUCUCAAUAAAUUAACAACGGCUACGACUGCAACAGUACAGUGGUUUCCUUCAUUUAAUGGUGGACAACCCCAACAUUUUGUAUUGAACUACUCCAAAUCUCUACAGAAACAUUGGGUACAGGACGAAAUAGAAGACAUAGGGGAACCAGUACUAAUUUAUACGAUUAAUGGAUUGUCAAGCAAUUCUGUCUACUACAUCUUUUUAUAUUCCGUUAAUAUAUUAGGAUCAUCCAAGUUAUCUGCACGUCUUGAAAUCAAGACCAAAGAGGGGAUGCAUAUAGAUGGUAACACCAGUUUCGUUGGGACAACUAUAGGGAUUAGUAUCGGUGCUGUUCUGUUGUUGCUUGUACUAUUCAUUGGUAUAUACACAUUAAGAAGGUUUAAGCUGAGAUAUCAACACACAAGUAAAAACGUAUAUCAAAACACUAUUGGACCAUCAACACAAACGAUCAAUUCUGCAACUGAAUACGAGGGCAUUGAUCUUAAUACAGUUGGAGCAUAUAUAGAACCGAAAGACCCAAACAACACAGACACAAGUACAGACGCUCUUCCACAAAAUCCUUAUGAGAAACUUGAUUACAUCUUAAAAGACAGUAAUCAGUACAGUGAACUUAAACCAAUGGAUGAAAACCGUGAUGAUGUUUCCAGGAAUAGUUUUGUUGAUUCAGCUCCGGAGACCUUGCAAAAAGACUUUGAUAAAGCAAUAUAUAUGAAUAUGAAAAUAUGAGGACCAUAAUCUUUAUGAAAUCAAUACUGGUUAAUAGUUCUUAUGUUUGUAAUUGCCUUUAACUUUCAGCAUAAGUAUUGUAUAUGCUGUGUAAGAACUAGAUAGUGAUGUCUAUAAACGAUGUAUAAAAUAACAUAUAAUAUUAACAAACACUGAAAAUAAUCGUAUAAACGCUAAGUAAAACGUACUUUAAUGUUCUUAAAUUAUUGAAAUUUAUCACAUGUUUAUGCAGUAAAUUUUAUAUAUUUUAUGCCUUUCGAUUAAUUAUAUACCAAGUAUUACCAAAUGUUACUGUAAAAUUGCAUUUUAUAACUUAGAUUAUAUAAAUGUUAGAUUGUAAGAAACUUUGCAUUUUCAAUAUCUGUAAAUCAUGUAAAUAUUUGUCAGUUUUGUUAUCGUUUUUAACUUGUAGCAUAUAAUACAUUUCAUGCAUAUCUUGAAAUAUCAAUGUGUAUAUCAAUGUUUAUUUAAUCAAAAAUGUCCGCUAUGUUCUUUUGUAGUAUAUAUUUGAUUAUGCAAACAAAUACUGAACAAAUAGUAUAUAUCAAGUGUUUAUUUGUACUAAAUUAAAUGUAGACAAGGACAAGGUUCACUCGAUUGUUUACAUAAACCCUAUACAUUAUUACAGUUAAGGAAGUAUUAAUAAAAUAUCUGAAGGGUGUACAUCCCGAAAACUAUUAAGGGUAGUUUACAUCCUGAAGGAUUUAACAAGUUUACUAUACAUCCUGAAGAGUGAAACAAACAAUCUUUACACUGCAUUAUGACAUUGUCUUUCAAGCAGAUAAUUGCUAGCUUUCGACUAAAAGAGAAGGAGAUACGAAGUUUAAACACAUGAUUAUACGUGUUGUGUGACAUGCUGUCAAGUUAUAAAACUGUUUGUUUGUCUUUUGUUUGGCUAUGUAUGCCAAUGUUAUUACAAAUAGGCACCUGACAUGAGAUGUAAAAGUAAAUGUAAGACCUUAA